Insectozyma verbasci is the source of this 3315-nucleotide messenger RNA. NCBI's taxonomy places the organism in Eukaryota, Fungi, Ascomycota, Pichiomycetes, Serinales, Debaryomycetaceae. The record is from the annotation of a GenBank genome assembly.
AUGUCAAAUGAUUAUACAUGUGUAACAUGUUCAGAAACCUUCGGCCAAGAUAUUCAAAAACAUUUAUCUACAACUAGACAUAAAUCAGUUGAAUUAAAUUUCUAUGAUGAUGAAAUUUUACAAUGUGAAGACUGUUCGGAUUCAAAUAUUCAUCAAUUAACAAUUGCAAGAUAUGGAUUUAGUGAUAUGUCGUUAUUAUGCUCAUUAUGCUUAGAUAAAGAAAACAAACUGAGUGGAGAAACUCCAAGUGCAUCUUAUUCAUUAUCUAAUGGUGCUAUAUUUAUAAAAUUACAACAAUAUUUAAAAUUUAGAGACCUUGAAUGUUCAAAUUGUGGAGAUGAUUCUCAUUUAUAUGUUGGUAAUACUAAAUCAGGACAAAUUAUAAGCUGUAGAAAAUGUUUACCUACUUUUGAAGCUGAAGGCUUAAAAUUCACUAGUGAAAAUGAUGAUAAUUUUUUAAAAGAAUUAUUAGGAUUAAAAGAAACAACAGCAAAGAAAUCAAACAGAAGAAGAAAAGUAGGGAAAGGGAAAGGUAAAGGUAAAUCUGGUAAAAAGGGAAGAGGUAAAGGCAGAAUAAAAAAAGAAGAUCCAGAAGCUGAAGAAAGAAGGGCUCAUUAUUUUGAAAGUAAGAAAUUUGCUCAAGGAGUAAAAUCAGGUUCAACUGUUAAAGCAAUAGGUUCAGAAGGAUCUGCUAAACCAGAUACAAGAGUGAAUAAAAAUGAUAAACGAGGUUUUAAAUCAAGAUCAACACCAUCUAGUGGUAAACAAUCACCUGCUAAACAUACACCAGCUAAUAGUGGUAGAAAUACACCUUCUAGAAAUACUCCGACUAAUAGUGGUAGGCUGACGCCAAAACCUUCAUCAGCAAAACCUUUAAAAUCAAACUCUGAUCAUAAAUCUACAAAAUCAUCACAAGGUUCAUGUAUCAAGCCGAAUUCAUCUAACAACUCAUAUGUUAAAUCAUUAGAUGGUCCAUUAUCUAAUCCUCAACAAUCCAAAAGUAUCAAUAGCAAAGUACCAGAUGAUCCGAUACCUAGUGAUAAAAUUAAAAGGUCUAAUAAAGGACCAAAUAAGAAUGGCACUAGCAAAAAUGUUACAAAAUCAUUCAACGAAGAUCAUUCUAAAGCUAUAAUUAAACCUACACAUAGAUCUAGAGAUAAACCUUCAAGUAAAUCUACAAUUAAAGGAAAUGGUGUUUCAGCACAUGAUCACUCUAAUAAAUCAUCCAAACUAACAACAAAUACAAAGAACAAUAAAGAAGCAACACCUAGCUCAGAUGAAUUUAUAAUACCAGAAUAUAUCACUAAAUAUCUUCCAUCAUCAAAACCUAAGCUUACCUACGAUUCAAUUAAUGAAUAUUUCAGAGAAAUGAGUUUCAAUAUGUUUCUAGAAGAUCAAUUAAACAAUGUAUCAAAAUUAAUGGAUUCUUCAUUUUUCACAAUUGAAUGGUUUGAAGACCAAGAUAAAAAAAAUAAUCAAUUUAAAUUAUCUAUCCCUUUGAAAAAUAUUGAAAAAUUUGUAUCUCAAAGACUUAAAAAUUUGAAAAAGAAUCCAUUUAAUGUUGAUCAAGCAUUAUUUUUAAUUUUAGAUAAUGAUAUACCGUGGUAUUGUAAAAUUGCAACAAUGGAUGAAGUAAGAAAAAGAGAUAAACUGAAAAGACGCAGGGGUAAAUCAAGAGUGGGAAGUUCAGAAGUCAUAAUUGAAAUGAUAAUCACAUUAUUUAAAUGGAAUGAUCAACAAUUACCUAAAACUGUUCAUGUUCAACAUUUACAAAUGUUACCUGCAUCAAUACCUGUGAGUAGAGUUCUUACUGCCAUGGACAAUUUAUCAAAUCCAACAUUUAUCAAAAUGUUAUUAGGUAAAGAACCUAUCAAACAGAUUAAUUUUAGAAAUUAUGUUAAAUUUUCAAAACCAGCAAUUAAUGAUUCACAAAAAGUUGCCAUUCAAUCAGUUUUAAAUAAUGCUAUUACUGUAUUACAGGGGCCACCAGGUACGGGUAAAACAUCAACAAUAUUUGAAAUCAUAUUACAAUUAUUAACUAGUUUAAAUACUUAUCCUAUUCUCGUUGUUGCUGCUUCAAAUAUUGCAAUUGAUAAUAUAGCUGAAAAAUUAAUUGAAAGUGGUCAUGGGAAAGAUAUUUUAAGAAUAACAGCAAAUGAAAAAGAAAGAGAUUAUGAUUCAUCGCAUCCAUUAAAUUCAGUAUGUUUACACAGCAAAAUAUAUAAUGCAUUAUCAUUGAAAUUUAAAGAUGUGGUUCAUGAUUUACAAUUUAAUCCUUCUAAAGUGAGUGCUAAUGGGUAUAAGAAAUAUCUUGCUGAAAAGUUUUUAAUAACUAAACAAUUUGUAAGACAAGCUAAAGUUAUAUUAACCACUACUGUUGUUGCUGGUGGUGCUCAAUUAAAAUCAGUUAAAAAAUGUCCUGUUGUUAUAAUGGAUGAAGCUACUCAAUCGUCAGAACCAACUUCAUUAAUUCCAUUAUCUAUGUCUGGAGUAGAUAAAUAUGUAUUUGUUGGAGAUUCAAAACAAUUAAGUUGUUUUACAUUAAUUCCGAGUUUAUCAUUAUCAUUAUUUGAAAGAAUAUUAUUGAAUGGAUCUUAUAAGAAUCCACACAUGUUGGAUACUCAAUAUAGAAUGCAUCCCGAUAUAAGUGAAUUUCCAAGAAAUAGAUUCUAUCAAGGCUUAUUGAAAGAUGGUAUAAGUAAAGAAGCAAGAAUAGUUGAAAAUGUUUCAAAUUCGGUUUAUUUCUGGGAUACAAAGGGUCAAAAUCCUGAAAAAUCAAUAAAGAAUUUCUUGAGAGAAGAUCAUGGUUUUACAUAUACUAAUCCAGGAGAAAUUGAAAAUAUAAUAACAGCAUUAAAAGUAUUAAUUUAUGAAAAGAAUGUCAAACGUGAAAACAUAGGUAUCAUUACUGGUUAUUCUGGUCAAAGAGAUUUAAUAUCUUCAACUUUAAUCAGGAAUGAAUUUAUAAAUGUUGGUCAAGAAGAAUUAAAAUUAGAAAUAGAUCUAGAUGAUAUUGCAAAUGAUUCAAAACCGGUCACGAUUCAUUAUGUUUCAAAUAUUAUGAUUGCUUCAAUUGAUGCUUUCCAAGGUAGAGAGAAAGAUUUCUUAAUCAUGUCUUGUGUUCGUUCAAAUGAACAAAAUAAAAUUGGGUUCCUUAAAGAUGAAAGAAGAUUAAACGUUGCUUUAACAAGAGCAAAAUAUGGAUUAAUCAUGAUUGGUGAUGUUAAAUGUCUAAAAAAUGGUGAUAAAUUAUGGAAUGAAUAUUUGAAAUAUCUUGAAGAUAAAAAAUCUAUACAUGAAGAGUUUAUAUAUUAA